Molecule: messenger RNA, 2775 nt
Organism: Papilio xuthus (Asian swallowtail)
Lineage: Eukaryota; Metazoa; Arthropoda; Insecta; Lepidoptera; Papilionidae
Product: nose resistant to fluoxetine protein 6
Exons: 12
Coding region: 40-2340 (766 amino acids)
Source: RefSeq, a predicted model, not a curated record
GAGUUAGAAUACUAAAAUGUCAGUGUAAUAAUUCAAAUAAUGUGCGUUUAUUCAAGUACAAUGUGUAGAACAAUGUUAGUGUUGUUAAUCUCAGUGUUAGUGUGUGUGGUCAAUGCUGAUGUUAAUUCAACGGAUGUGGUACAGUCGGGAGGGUCUCGUAUGGCCUGGAUUAAAGGUCUGGUGGACCAUCACGACUGGCUGGAUUUACUUGACAAUGUGACGUUGCCUGACCAAUGCGCGAACGAUCUCAGGCGGUAUGUCAUCGCUCUGAAUGAAGGAGAACUUUGGGCAUCGAAAAUUUUCGACGCAUCUGGUCAGUAUAGCCCCAACAUUCUGUUCGGUAACGAAUACUGGCUGGGCUCACAGAACGCUUGCGCCGACCUACAGCUGCGCCAGUACUACGCGCAAACGCCGCCAUUCAAAACUACCUUCUUUGUCGCCAAGAUCAAUCUCACUGUUGACGCUGAUCAUGUUCCCCAAAGUAGACUGAUGUUAGUGGGUCAAUGCAUGCCGGCGUCCUGCAACAGCAGUAAUAUUGAAGCGGUGUUAGCACCCGCAGAGACCACGGCUAUAAAGAGAGCCCAGGAUAAUGGAAUUACGGCCUCCUUCAGGACUCUGUAUGUGCGGCCCGUGCCUGGACCGUAUAAUAUAUUUGCUGAUCUCAAGCUGCAAAUCCUAGGAUCUGUUAUGAUUGUGGUGGCGAUGUGGAUGUUGGUGGCGUCCUUCUACGAAGGCUACUUGGAGCGGAAGUAUAGAAAGGCCGCGGAGUUACGUGACCUUGAAGCUCGUCAGAACAACAACUAUAAACCUUCUCCAGUAACAAAUUUGUCAGAAGACGAAGAAAAAAUAGAAGAUGAUGAAAAUAAAGAAUUACGUCGUGAUAGAUGUGGAGUUUGGGCUGAAUUAUUGUUAUCAUUUUCAAUACUAUCGAACGGCAGAGCAAUUCUGAGCACUCAAAAGCCUAAUGAUGGUGCUCUUACCUGCUUACAUGGAAUGAGAUUUAUGUCAGUGAUAUGGGUGAUUAUGGUUCACACAUAUUUAACCGUGUGGUACAUCGCCGACAACAAGACAAUGAGGAUCGUCACCGAGAGGAACUUCUUAUACCAAUCCGUAGGCAACGCAUCCUAUUGUGUUGAUACAUUCUUCUUUAUUAGUGGCUUGCUUGUAACAGUUCUUUUCUUAAGAAGCGAAGACAAAGCAGCCGCAAGAAGAAUUGCAAUGGAAAAAAAGAAAGCAAACAUCGAUACUAACAAGAAUACAAAUGGUUUUACAAAUUCAGCUCUCUCAGUUUCUGUGAUAAGUCAACAAUCUUUCUGUGAAGAUUUGCUAGAUCAGCCAAAGAAUAGUGUAUACUCGAAGGGAGAAAUAUUCAAAAUGAUUAAAUCAUUUUUCGUUCUAGUGAUGUAUCGUAUAGUUAGGUUAACACCAGCGUACGCUUUUGUGAUUGGUCUGAAUGAAAUAGCGUUAAGAUAUACUCAUGACAGAACAGUCUUUGAGCCAGCUAUCUUUGACCAUAUUACGUGCGAUCGAUUCUGGUGGCGGAAUCUUCUCUACAUCAACAACUUGUUCCCUCAAAGGGAGAUGUGCAUGGUGUGGUCGUGGUACAUGGCUAAUGACACACAGUUCUAUGUUGUUGGAAUCAUAUUAUUAUUGAUAUCAGUAAAACAUAUAAAAUUUGCGAUGAUAUCACUUAUAUUGUUGCUAGCGAGUUCUUGGGCGACGACAAUCUACAUAUCAGUAUGGUAUCAAUAUAAAGCGCGUAUUCAGGAACCCUUCGAAAUGUUUGAUCCAUUGUACGAUAAGCCGUGGUCCAGAAUAGGCCCCUAUUUAAUCGGAAUGGUUGUUGGAUGGUAUUUGCACAGAACUAAAUGCCAAGUUAAGAUGCCAUAUUGGCUAGUAGCGGUGGGUUGGCCGUGCGCCUUAGCCAUUAUGGCGAGCCUUAUCUUUGGCAUGGUCGACGGCUACUUUGAAGUUUGGCCGACCGCUUUCUACGUCAGCAUUGGACAUACAGGUUGGGGUGUGGCGCUGGCAUGGGUUGCGGUAGCGUGCUGCUGCGGGUACGGCGGGCUGGUGAACUCCGCGUUGUCGUACCGUGGAGCGCUGCCACUCAGCCGACUUACCUAUUGCGCCUACCUUGUACACCCCACCAUCAUGAUGUACACCUCGUUCCUCAUGGACGGACCUCUACAUCUACAGAACUCUAUAGUUUUAACAAUCUACGCUGGAUAUGCUGUGAUGGCGUUUCUAGCAUCAUUCGCCAUAUCACUAGCAUUCGAAGCUCCAGCUGUGCGGCUCUUGAAGAUUGUGAGCGGCGGCAAUAAAAGUAAAAAGGGACAAUAAUAGCACUCGGAAUAGACCUUGUUUUAUCAAGAGUACGCCCAUGUUUUCACGCGAACAAGACGUUGAAAGCAUUUCUCGAACAACCUCGGUCUAAGAGCUUUAUUAAAAAAAAAUAGCCGUUUUAUUAUAGAUGUACAUAUAUAGGUUUACUCAUAUUGACGAUAGGUUUUACAUCCAGUUAUUUUCAUAAAUAUUAAAAGGAGGAAUCUUACCAAAUCUCUAUGGUCGAGUUACCGCGUAAACAAAAUCCCAAUAAGCAAUUUAGGUAUUUUAUGAAGUUUCUUUUUAGAAACUUUCCGAGUCGAUUGCGACCUUGAAAAUUUAACAGCAAUCUUUUACCACAAGCUUUAAAUUACUUAGUUUACAGUUUAAUAUGAAAAAACGUGCCCGCUUUUCGCAACUAAUAUUUUGUAAAUAUCAAGAACUUAGGGUAAA